Nematostella vectensis (starlet sea anemone) is the source of this 8153-nucleotide messenger RNA. Its product is annotated as histone-lysine N-methyltransferase 2A. Gene Ontology annotation, cellular component: nucleus; histone methyltransferase complex. Gene Ontology annotation, biological process: positive regulation of DNA-templated transcription. Lineage: Eukaryota; Metazoa; Cnidaria; Anthozoa; Actiniaria; Edwardsiidae. The record is from RefSeq and is a predicted model, not a curated record. Gene Ontology annotation, molecular function: histone H3K4 methyltransferase activity; protein binding; zinc ion binding. The transcript is spliced from 30 exons. Bases 21 to 6272 code for a protein of 2083 amino acids.
UUUUGUGGAAUGCUUUGCCCAUGCGCUCACACUUGUUCUGGACAGCUCACCAAAGCAAGAUGGCGCGUUUGAAGGGCACAGGGGGUAAAGUAGGUAGACCCAGAAAAAAAGAUAAACCAAUAACUAAAUAUGGGUCUAAAGUAACCAAGCACAAAGAAAGACUACCAAGAAAACUGGUUAUCAAACCCCAAGUUAUUUCAGUGCGUAGAUAUCGAGAGAUCUUUGGCGACUCGGACGAUGAGGAGAAGGAAUUCUACGGAUUUCGUUCAGAGGAUCUUGGGCUCAUUGCUUAUCGCAAUCUUUCUUCGGGAGCCAGCAGUUUAUCCCGAAGUUUUUAUACCGAUUCUAAACAUGGCGUCUCUUCGUCACGCACUUUACUGUCAAGGAACUCGCCUCAAAAAUUGCUACCUGUUACUCCAACUAAAUCCUCUGGAUCGCUAGAUGAAGGAAAAGGCCCCAAUGGAUCACCGUCUGCGAACAUAUAUGCAAAGCAAUACAAGAAGAGAGACACUUAUGAGAGGAAAUAUUCGCCGCUUUCCAAAAAUCGAACGUCUUUCGAGAAACUAAAAGGCGAAGUAUCUCCUAUGCUUAAAUCUACUCCUCACAUCAAAUUUAACUUUGCUGCCAGAGGUGGAAAACCGAGAUAUGAAUCUCCACAGAACGAAGGAGAUAAGAAUGAAUUAUCGGAGACAACAAAUGCUGUUGUUACUGCAAAGCGAACCACUGCAUCUAUGGCCCAAGUACUGCUAGCGAAGGCGAGAGGCAGUAAAUUACAACAGCUCAAAAAGCAACAACAAGCUAACAUCGUCAGAUCUAAUGAGAGCACUGAACAGCCUAAACAACAGCUUGAUUCAUCCCAAGUUCGCUCAAGAUCGGGCCGUGUUGUAAAAGCUAAAAAACUUGAUUAUGACGAUGUUAUAUCUCCUAAAUUCGAGCCCUUGAAGAAAGAGGAUAAUUCGAACAAAAUAUCAACACAAUUACUAUCGGUGAAGAGGGAAUUAGAAAGUGGUGAAACGCCACCAUCCAAAAUACAACGAUUGGAAUUACCAGAGCCAGAUAAAUCGAUAAAUAGCAAAGAUUCUUUGAAUCAUGUGGAAGAAAAGCCAAGAAAGGUCCACAAAGUAAGAUUAAAACAUGCCACAGUACCAGUAGAAGGAAAAGAAGCACCCCAAAACAAUGUAAUGAAGAGUCGUCCAAAAGUGAGAAUAAAAAACUGUGUUGUUGCUCAUUCGUCUGUAUUUGAGAAGGCACUAUUCCCAGAGGAGAGUCUCGGCAAAAAAUACAAAAAGAAAACACACAGUUUGUCUGGAAAGAGUGAUAGUGAAAAUUUAUCUGACAGUUCUGCAGGAAAGCCCAGAAUGGCAAGGGCUGGUGCAAGACAACUAUUUACUAAAGAAAAGUUUUGUGAUAAAGAACAACAUUCCGAUGAGGCAGACAGCGAAACAACAAGAAAGAAGAAAGUAUACAAGUCCAGACCGCUGCAAAAGGCAGAGGAGAAGGAAAAAGAGAGUGACGGAAAUGUUGAUACUGAAAUAGAAGAUGAGAUGUCAGACCUAUGUCAAGGGAAACGCAAAAGAGGAGAGGAUGGAAAAAGAAAACAGAAGAUAGUGAGGAAAGAUUCUGAAAACAAAGAUACCAUGGAUAAGAAAGUUGGAAUUGAAGAUUCAGGGGGUGAUGAAGAGGAUGGUGGCGAAUCAUCUGGUCAAAACUCUGAAAGCAGUAGCCCAGAGAGCAGUAAUGAAGAGAGCAGUGAAAACGAUGAGGAUGAGUGGAAACCGGAGCCAUCAAACAAACAGUCCAAACCCAAGCGUAAAUAUGUCAGGAAGUCAGCUCCUGUUGAGAGUGACAGCUCUGAUGACGAAGAUAGCAACAAACCGCUCGCUGUCUUGCAGCAAGAGAUCAAGGAAAGCCCUGAGAAGGUAGUCACAAAAGUCAUAAGAGUGAUGCGAAAAGUCAAGCUAAAAAAUGGAGAGAUCAAGAAAAAACUUGUUAAAGUCAUCAGGAAAGUUAGAACUAUAAAGACUGAGGCUGCAAUAGUUCCUGGAAAGCGCAGGCGGCGGUGUGGCGAAUGUGAGGGUUGUGUGGUUGAAGAGGACUGCGGAAAAUGUGUCUUUUGCAGGGACAAGCCAAAGUUUGGUGGACCUGGCGUGAUGAAGCAGGCAUGCUCCGCAAGGAAAUGCAUAAACCCCCAGGCCCCUGGUAAAAAAGUAAAAUCAAAAGCAAAAUCUUCCAAAGCCUCCAAAACCCCAAAACUAUCUAAAGUAAUCAGGGGUCCAAAAGCAGGCAAAGAAAAGGUGAAAAAGAAGUCUGACAAGAAACCUGCAAAGAAGACUCUGCAGUUGAAAAAGAAAGGAAAAUCGAAAGAAAAACACAAAGUUGAUGAGAAAGAGGACGAGAUGGAAUCCAAGCCACCUAAGUCUCUUCCACUUAUCAGAACCCGACCCAUACCAGUCAGCAAUAAGCACCUGGUCCAGCUGUCGUGGAGCGACAAUGCUUCUGAGGAUACCAUCUGGAAGGGUGGGUUUGCUGUGUGUUUUACCACAGGGGCCCCAGAGUUGCUGCAUGAUUUGUGCUACUUGUGUGGCAGUGCUGGAAAAGACAAGAUGUUUUUCUGCAAAGUGUGUUCUGAGCCUUUCCAUGGCUUCUGUCUGGAUGAAGAGCCGAUUGAUGAGGAUUCCUGGUGCUGUGACAGCUGUAGUACGUGUGUCGUAUGUGGCCAACAAGACAAGCUGCUGAUGUGUGACAAAUGUCAGCGAGGUUACCAUGUGGACUGCCUAGGCCCUAGUUACCCUGUCGUACCAGAGGGUUCAGAGGAUACUUGGAUUUGUGGUCGUUGUGCACAGUGCAAACUCUGUGGAAGCAAAAGUGCUGGAGAGGAUCCAGAAGCCGUUUGGAUGCAUGAGUUCACCCACUGCUAUGACUGUGGCACAGCAUGGGAUAACGGCAACUACUGCCCAAUAUGUGAGAAGUGCUACUCAGAUAAUGACUUUGACUCGAAGAUGAUGCACUGCAACGACUGUCAACACUGGGUGCAUGCAUCAUGCCAAAACAUCAACCCAGAUGAAUAUGAGUGUCUCUCUGAUCUGCCAGACUCUAUUCCAUUUGUCUGCAAGCUCUGUUGCCAGGAAGAAAACCCAAAAUGGCUGCAAGAGAUGCAGGAGGAAAUGCAGGCAGGCUAUCAAAGGGUUAUUGAUGAGGUUGAAAGUUCUAGAGGAUACCAGCCACUCAUUGGAUACUUCAGCCAGGUUGAAUUUGAAAAUGGAACACCCAAAGAUCUGGAUGCUGUACGAGCUAAAGUAAAGGAGAAUGCAUAUCGUGUUGUGGGUGACUUUUGCCAUGACAUGUUGCUGAUUCUAAAUAAAGUUUGCAAAAUUACGGGUAACCAACCACUGGUCAGAAAUGCAGCUGUGCUGUAUGAAGUCUUCAUUAAAGAAGUAGGUGCUAUGUUUCCAUGGCACAAGAUCAAAAGUGUGCAAGACUCUACCACAACUGAGACCGUAAAACCAGAAGAGGAUAUAAAACAAGAUGUAGUGCCUGCUCCAGUGACUCUCAAACCAUGCAAUGGUGUGGUUGGUGAGCCAAUUGACAUGAUGGGCUGGGAUCACUUGUACAGUGCAGUUCCAUCAUUAGAACAGUUGCAAAAACAGCAAGAUUCGCAAGAGAAAGCCUUUGAGCAAGAACAAAAACUAGAACAAAACCAGGAGAAACAGGAAAACGGAAAUAAGAAAACAGACAACAAAGGAAAUAAUGAAGCGGAAAUGGAUGUUGAUCAACAUAAAGAAGAUCCCUGCAGUGAAGAAAAGCUUAACAGCACAAUUCAAGUUCAGACUUCAGAGCCAACUGAGGCCAAGAAUGAAAGUCCAUCACAACAGCCAAUCAAUGGGAAAGACUCUCCAAAACAGGGAAAUAUCAAGAGCUCUGGUGUAACGGUAGCUAGGAAAUCAAACAAAAGAAACUCAAAAAUUAUCCCAAAAAAGCCUGUCCAGGAAAUCACUAAUGGUGACCAGGUGACAGAUACCAGGAAAUGUCAGCUAUGUAAUCGACUUGGUGAUGAUGAACCAACCCGAGCAGGGCGUCUACUGUACAGUGCCCUGGACGAGUGGGUGCACAUCAACUGUGGGUUGUGGUCGGCUGAGGUAUUUGAGGAUGACGAGGGCCGUCUACAGAAUGUCCAGGCAGCAGUCACCAGGGGGAAGAUGAUGAAAUGUGAAUUGUGCGGAGAAGCAGGAGCAACUGUUGGCUGCUGUGAGAAUCGUUGUCCCAUGAACUACCACUUUAUGUGCGGGAGGGAUGCUGAGGCAGUGUACCAAGACGAUAAGAAGGUUUAUUGUGCGCAGCAUUCAUUCAGAGCAAAGGAAGAUCUUGUGCUGAAAGACAAACAGUUCCAUGUGGAAAGGCGAGUCUGUGUAGACAUGAGCAGAGUUCGCACGAAGGGAGCCGGCCUUAAGGGAGCUGAGCCACACGCCAUCCAACUCAUGAAAGGAUCCCUGAGGGUGGAGAGUCUAGGGAAACUGACGGAGUCUUCAGACCUCAAGGCAGGGGUCUUCCCUAUCGGCUUCAAGGUUAGCCGUCUGUACUGGAGCGUGCUUGAGCCAACUCGUCGGUGUCGUUACUACUGUACCAUCACAGAGAAACCUAAGGAGAUCAAGACUUGUGCGGAGGAUACUUCCGGUAUGGCGAAUACAGAGGAAGACACACAGCAUCACGUUAUCGAACAUGACAUCAAGGAACCGCCCAGUACUAACGCCAAUGAUAAGUGUAAAUUAAAAUCAGAUUCGGCAAAAGAGAAAAACAAUGAAAGGACUACUCAUAAUAAUUAUUUGAUGAAUUCCACGGAUAAAGCAGAUCCGAAUAAAUCAACUGAAAUUACGAGGAUUCUAUCGGGGUAUAAACAGAUCUUACCAUCAACGCCCCCGUCUCCAUUCUACAAAUCCUACGCUUUAACGAACUCUUCGCCAUUAUCUUCACCGCGCAAAAUUCUUCCGAAUAUCCAACAGACUGUCCAAUUCCCAGCCCUGUACAAUACUCACACAGGACCGAAUAAUCUAUCCUCUCUAACCCCCUCUAAGGCACCCCAGGUGCUGUCUAAGGGGGGAAGUGCCAGGAAGGGCAAGGCAAAUUCGGAGCAAACUAGUGGACACACGCAGAGGCAAAGAAAGCCGCGGAAGGGAUCGCUAGCCGAGGAAAUAGCUAAGGCUUCGAGUACCCGUAUUGUAGUAUGUACGGACGAGAAUUGUCAGUUCUCCACCAAAUGCCGUGAUAGACCUUUAAUUGAAUGGAAGGAGGAGAAGCCAAGUAAGAGUUUGGAUCCUGACUUUGACGGUGCCAAUAUUCGGUUUGUUAUUACUAACGACGAUGGACUGAGGAUAGAGGCGGAUUCCCAUAAAGUUGCUUGGCGGAUGAUAUUCGAUUUGGUUCGGGAUUCCCGCUCCUCGCACUUACUAAAGGAUUUGCCGUUUAUUGGUGUGAGUGACCGCUGCAUGAUUGGCGUGACGGACGAGCCUGUUACGUACAUUCUGGAGCAAUUGGCUGAUGCCCACCUAUUGAGAAACUACCGCUUCCAGUACAACCCUCCAUUCGGCACCAACGGCGAGGAUGGACUUGUGGAACUUAAAGAAAAUCCUACUGGUUGCUGUAGAACGGAACCUCACCAUCGAAGGAAAAAGAUGUAUGACAUGUUUGCGUUCCUGGCGUCCGAGUACCGAACUCCCCCACAGCUGGACGACAAUUACGACGAGCUGGAAGCUGCAGAACAGGCGUGGGGGAACAUGACGACCAUCAAGCGACCGACCACCCUGGACCUGCCCAUGGCCAUGCGCUACCGACAUCUCAAACAGAACAACUACAACAAGGGCACCAUCGCCGUAUUCAGGUCUGGUAUUCACGGUCGUGGUUUGUACUGUACGCGACAUAUCGCCGCUGGUGAGAUGGUGAUAGAGUACUCAGGCAUGUUGAUAAGAUCCACGCUGACGGACAAGCGAGAGGCCUACUACGAGAGCAAGGGGAUUGGGUGUUACAUGUUCCGUAUUGAUGGAACAUACGUUGUGGACGCCACAACCUCUGGGAAUGCAGCUCGCUUCAUCAAUCACUCGUGCGAGCCAAACUGCUAUUCCCGGGUUGUUACCAUCGACGGAAACAAGAAGAUCCUUAUCUUUGCUUCUAAAAGUAUCUCGCGAGGUGAAGAGCUUACCUAUGAUUACAAGUUUCCUCUGGAGGACGAGAAGCUGCCUUGUCAUUGCAAGUCCAAACGAUGUCGGAAAUAUCUGAAUUAAUCAAUCUUGUACAGCAAUCUCGAAUCACUCUCUAUGCUUGGAGCCUCCUCGUGACGGGCAGCCUAAGGGCAUACAACAACACGUCACGGUCAUGGUGCGUUACGUCCCUGGUCUAUUAUCUCAUGGCAUUUCGCGUCAUACAAAAUCGCAUUCAGUCACGCAACAGCACGACUCGUUACGGUGAAUUAUCGUCACCAGGAUAUGAUCACGUCCUGUCCCGUUGGACCAUGCGGGCAAGCUCGCGCUGCGUCACGGGACUUCGCGUCACGCAAUACCGCGUUCAGUCACGCUCGUUACGGUGAAUUAUCGGCACCGUGAUAUGGUCACGUCCAGUCUCUAUGGACCCUGCGGGCAAGCUCGCGCUGCGUCACGGGACUUCGCGUCACGCAAUAUCGCGUUCAGUCACGCUCGUUACGGUGAAUUAUCGGCACCGUGAUAUUGUCACGUCCAGUCUCUAUGGACCCUGCGGGCAAGCUCGCGCUGCGUCACGGGACUUCGCGUCAUAAAGUAGCGCGUAAGGUCACAGCUUGUUGUAGCUUCGCGGGGAUAUAACAACGUACAAUGUGCAGAACAGUGUUACACCAUUGUGUGGGGGAUAUAACAACGUACAAUAUGCAGAACAGUGUUAGACCAUUGUGUGGGGGAUAUAACAACGUACAAUGUGCAGAACAGUGUUACACCAUUGUGUGGGCAAGUUCGCGCUACGGUAUGGGACGUGCACCAGCUAUUCAGUCUUAGCAGAACAGUCAUCUUAGGGCUUAUAUCUGAGAGAGUUUCACUUGACUUCCGACUGACGCAAUUGCAAGGGUGUAUCAUCCGUGUUGAUAAAGGGAUCACACAUAAAUCAUAGCGGGUCAUAAGGGAUCACACAUAAAUCAUAGCGGGUCAUAAGGGAUCACACAUGAAUCAUAGCGGGUCAUAAGGGAUCACAUGAAUCAUAGCGGGUCAUAAGGGAUCACACAUGAAUCAUAGCGGGUCAUAAGGGAUCACGCAUGAAUCAUGCAGGUCAUAAGGGAUCACACAUGAAUCAUGCGGGUCAUAAGGGAUCACACAUAAAUCAUGCGGGUCAUAAGGGAUCACACAUAAAUCAUGCGGGUCAUAAGGGAUCACACAUGAAUCAUAGGCAAGUCAUAAGGGAUCACACAUGAAUCAUAGGCAAGUCAUAAGGGAUCAGAUAUGGAUAAUUUCUGAAUGUGUGAUAGUGACGUCAUAACAGACGUGAUAGUGACGUCAUGUGUGAUAGUGACGUCAUAACUGGUCAGCGGAGUUCCCCAACUGAUUUGUCAUCACAGGGCACAAUAGUAUCUUUUCUUCUCAAAAAGCUUUCCGGGUGACAAAACAAUUGUAAAAUUACAGGAGUCUUUCUUUAUUAAGCACAUGGCUGUGGAGCAAUUCUCCUUUGCUUGUCGGCCAUGGUGAGGCCAGUCUCUCCAUUUUAUACCAUUUCAAUAAUUCAUCUGCCCCGCUGAAAUAUAAUGGACCAAGAGCAAAUGGUUCAUCAGUGCUCUCAGAAUUUGACUUGGAUGUUGCUCACUCUUUGCAACAAACUCUUAGUUCUGACAUAUUUCCCGUGGCCAACAUCCAUCGCGAACUGUGUGGUCAAAGAGUUUGUUUCGUUUUUUAGCGGGGUAAAUGUUAAAUAAUACCACAUUUUGAUAAAGAUAAAUAAGUAAUUGAAAUAACUUUCGUGCAUUUAAUUUAUUAUCUUUGCUAGCGCAAAACGCUUUGUAUAGAAAUCUCAAAUAUUAUUGGGGCAGUAUGAAAAGCUACCCCUAAUAUAUUUACAAUUUAGAUUUGUAUAUUUUCAAUGUCCUAUUUUGUAUCGUGUGACAAAAUUGUCUAUGGCAGAAGGAGGAGUAAUAAAGUGUUUCUAUUUAAAAA